Messenger RNA from Perca fluviatilis (European perch), 417 nucleotides. RefSeq names its product U2 small nuclear ribonucleoprotein B''-like. NCBI's taxonomy places the organism in Eukaryota, Metazoa, Chordata, Actinopteri, Perciformes, Percidae. Gene Ontology annotation, biological process: mRNA splicing, via spliceosome. Gene Ontology annotation, molecular function: U1 snRNA binding. Gene Ontology annotation, cellular component: U1 snRNP. The transcript is spliced from 2 exons. The record is from RefSeq and is a predicted model, not a curated record. The coding region runs from base 4 to 288 and encodes 94 amino acids.
CACAUGGCACUGCUUCACAUCCACAAAGACAUUUUGGAUGAUCUGGAUAUUCAGGGUCUCAUGGCAGAGUUUAUCAGCCGAACUCCAGAGGGCAAAUCUACCUUUGGUGUACCGGAAAUCAUCGUAAGGUUUCCUGGUUUCAAAGAGGUGCGACUGGUCCCGGGGAAACACGACAUCUCCUUCGUGGAGUUUGAGAGCGAGACGCAGGCGGGCGUGGCUAAAGACGCACUGCAAGGCUUCCGGAUCACAGCCACCUGCGCCAUGAAGAUCACCUACGCCAAGAAGUAGUCCCCGAGUUCAGUCGCUGGACACACAGAGACUCUGAGGGGGACAAAGGGGGACAUGGUCCCUGGAUUACCGUUGGGGUCCCACAUUGAUUUUUGUAAAUCAUACAGAGCUGUUUGUUUUUUGUUUUGU